Messenger RNA from Cladophialophora psammophila CBS 110553, 261 nucleotides. RefSeq lists its product as uncharacterized. The coding region runs from base 1 to 261 and encodes 86 amino acids. The record is from RefSeq and is a predicted model, not a curated record. The transcript has a single exon. Lineage: Eukaryota; Fungi; Ascomycota; Eurotiomycetes; Chaetothyriales; Herpotrichiellaceae.
AUGGUCCGCCACACUUUCGAGACAGCACGGGUCGGAGAUCUGUCGACGUACGAAGGCCUGAACACCGCCCGAGGCAGAGCCAGGUUCAUCGUCCUCGUCGUGGACUACAUGACAUACCUCAAGUCAGACCCGGCCGCGCGACCGGACUGGGACGAGACGGAGGGACGGCAGACGGCGAGCGCGUUUCUCAAGCUGAUCAACAACGACCGCGCCUGGCCGUUCGCCCGACAAGUCGUCCGAGACUUCCAGAGCCCGGUGUGA